Messenger RNA from Erinaceus europaeus (western European hedgehog), 1599 nucleotides. Its product is annotated as flavin-containing monooxygenase 5-like. The coding region runs from base 1 to 1599 and encodes 532 amino acids. The record is from RefSeq and is a predicted model, not a curated record. Lineage: Eukaryota; Metazoa; Chordata; Mammalia; Eulipotyphla; Erinaceidae. The transcript is spliced from 8 exons. Gene Ontology annotation, molecular function: NADP binding; N,N-dimethylaniline monooxygenase activity; flavin adenine dinucleotide binding.
AUGCCAGGCAAGAAAAUCGCAGUGAUUGGUGCAGGGGUGAGUGGACUGGGUGCCAUCAAAAGCUGCUUGGAAGAGGGGCUGGAGCCUGUGUGUUUUGAAAGAAGCAAUGACAUCGGGGGACUGUGGAGAUAUGAGGAGAAGACAGAAGGUGGCCGGCCAAGUAUCUACAGGUCUGCCACCAGUAACACAUCAAAGGAGAUGUCAGCCUUCAGUGACUACCCCUUCCCUGGUCACUUCCCCAACUACAUGCAUCAUUCCAAGAUCAUGGAGUACCUUCGCAUGUAUGCUGCCCACUUCCACCUCACCAAGUAUAUCCGGUUUCUGUCCAAGGUCUGCAGCGUGAGGAAAUGCUCUGACUUCUCCCACACGGGACAGUGGGAUAUUGUGGUGGAGACUGAAGGAAAGCAAGAAUUCUAUAUUUUUGACGGCAUCAUGGUGUGCAGUGGCCUUUAUACAAACCCUGUCUUACCACUCCAGAGCUUUCCAGGAAUCAAGAAGUUCAAAGGGGAAUAUAUCCAUAGUUGGGAAUAUAAGAGUCCAGAGAAAUUCCAGGGGAAGAAAAUCCUUGUGGUUGGCAUUGGCAAUUCUGGAGUUGAUCUGGCCAUCGAGCUCAGUCACAUAGCUGCACAGGUAUUUCUCAGUACGAGGCGGGGAGCAUGGAUUUGGAACCGGGUAUGGGAUCAUGGCAUGCCCAUGGACGUGGCUCUCUUCACUCGAUUUAACACUAUCCUCAACAAAUGCUACCCUAGCUUUUUAAUCAAUAGAUGGACUGAAAACAAAUUAAAUACACGGUUUAGCCAUGAUGUCUAUGGUCUGCAACCUAAACACAGAUUCCUGAGCCAUCAGGCCACUAUCAGCGAUGACCUCCCCAACCACAUCAUCUCCGGAAAAGUCAUGAUGAAGCCCAAUGUGCGCGAGUUUGCCAAGACCUCAGCCACUUUUGAGGAUGGCACUGAGGAGGAUGUGGACACUGUGAUCUUUGCUACAGGCUACACUGCUUCUUUCUCAUUUUUGGAAAAUGACUCCACUAUCCUGGACAGCCAAUGCUCCAUGUUUAAGUUUAUUUUUCCUCCUCAGUUGGAGAGGCCAACGCUGGCUUUCAUUGGCAUCCUGCAGCCCGUGGGAGCUACCAUCCCCACCUCAGAGCUGCAGAGCCGCUGGGUUGCCCGUGUUUUCAAGGGAUUGGCCAAGCUCCCUUCAGUGAAUGACAUGAUGAUUGAUAUAAGAAAGAAGAGAAAAAAACAGGAAAAAAAAUUCCUAAACAAUCCACGAGAUACUCGCAGAGUGUCCUACGUGGAGUAUAUGGAUGAAAUUGCCUCAGAAAUAGGAGUGAAACCCAACCUGUUCUCACUCCUUCAGGAUCCAAAGCUAGCAAAGGAAGUCUUCUUUGGACCAUGUACACCUUUCCAGUACCGCCUCCAGGGGCCUGGGAGGUGGGCUGGGGCACGGGAAGCCAUCCUGACCCAGAGGGAGCGCAUCAUUAGGCCACUGAGGACACGCAUCCUGGCCGCUAAUCAGCCCUUGUCUGUGCCACUGUGGCUUAAAGGUGUCUGUGCUGCUCUUCUCUUUGUCCUCACUUUAAUCAUCAUUAAAAAAUAA